CCCCGUGCCACACUGGGAUCCGCCUGGCAGCCGCCGGGAGCCGCAGCCAAUGUGUUAGGACUUCAGGUGCUUCUUGGCACAAAGCUAGACUGCGACCUCCUACCAUAGCGCUUGGCGUCACCUGCUCUCCCGGCCCUGCCCCGGGGCCAAGGGACUGCGUCCCGAACCAGGCUGGGGAAUCGGCUGCCUCUCAAAUGAACCUCUAGUCUUGCUUUGAAAAAGCCAUUUUGUGUAACUCUUGACUGAAUAAUUUCCUAAUACACCUGUUGGGAGGAUCACUGACACAGUAUGCCAUUUGAGAGGUACUUUUUCUUGACCACAUACUGGUGAUUAGAGAAGAGAGGUGUUCUGUUUUUUUGUUUUUGUUUUUUUCCUGAUCAUUAUGAACAUUGGCUUUUCACUCCUGAAGUAAAAAUGUUGAAAACCGAGUCUUCAGGUGAACGUACCACUCUCAGAAGUGCCUCUCCUCACAGGAACGCAUAUAGAACUGAGUUCCAGGCACUGAAAAGUACCUUUGACAAACCCAAGUCAGAUGGGGAGCAAAAAACAAAAGAAGGUGAGGGCUCCCAGCAGAGCAGGGGGAGGAAAUACGGCUCCAAUGUCAACAGAAUUAAAAAUCUAUUUAUGCAGAUGGGUAUGGAGCCCAGUGAGAAUGCCACAGUCAUUGCCAAAACAAGGGGGAAAGGUGGACCUUCAUCCCCUCAGAGAAGAAUGAAGCCCAAAGAAUUUCUGGAAAAAACAGACGGCUCGGUUGUUAAGUUGGAGUCCUCUGUUUCAGAACGAAUUAGUAGAUUUGACACAAUGUACGAUGGCCCUUCAUAUUCUAAGUUCACAGAAACUCGGAAGAUGUUUGAGAGAAGCGUGCACGAGUCAGGACAAAACCACCGCUAUUCCCCAAAGAGAGAGAAAGCUGGAGGGAGUGAACCUCAGGAUGAGUGGGGUGGUUCCAAGUCCAACAGAGGCAGUACUGAUUCCUUGGACAGCCUUAGCUCCCGAACAGAGGCUGUCUCCCCAACUGUGAGUCAACUGAGUGCAGUAUUUGAGAGCACCGAUUCCCCCAGUGCCAUCGUUCCUGAGAAGGCUGAAAACGACUACUCAGUGACUGGGCAUUAUCCCCUGAAUUUACCAUCUGUUACUGUUACGAAUCUUGACACCUUUGGGCACCGUAAGGAUUCGAAUUCUUGGUCUCCUCCAAGCAAACACAAUGAUGCUGCAGAGGAUGCUCAGAAGAGUCAUACAACUCCAGUACCAGAAGUAGCUUCGAAGAGUACCUCUGUGGCUUCCGUGCCUAGUGAAGAGGCACAGCAGAGCAAGGAAGCCGAGGACUCCACAUCUAACCAGGAGACUCCUGACAGAAUUGACAAAGACACUCCUGAAGAACCCUGUGCUGAAAACAAGGCAGUGCCAGAGCCUGAAAUCCCUUCACCACAAAACGAACCUUUAGAAGACGCAGAAGCUAAUUUGGUGGGGAGCGAGGCAGUAAUGCAACAGAAGAAAGAACUUACAGGUGGUGAUUUUACCUCAGCUGAUGCUUGUAGAUUCAGUUGUGGAAAGGAAGUACCCGGAGAUUCAAACAAUUUUGAGAGCUCCCAUGUUUACAUGCACAGUGACUAUAAUGUAUAUAGGGUAAGAUCCAGGUAUAAUUCAGACUGGGGAGAGACAGGCACUGAACAGGAUGAGCAGGAAGAUAGUGAUGAAAACAGCUACUAUCAACCUGAUAUGGAAUACGCAGAAAUCAUUGGAUUACCAGAAGAAGAAGACAUCCCAGCAAAUAGGAAAAUUAAGUUUAGUAGUGCUCCAAUUAAGGUCUUCAGCACAUAUUCCAACGAAGACUAUGACAGGAGAAAUGAUGAAGUUGACCCUGUGGCUGCUUCAGCAGAGUAUGAACUUGAAAAGCGUGUAGAAAAGCUGGAACUUUUCCCGGUGGAACUAGAAAAAGAUGAGGAUGGACUUGGUAUAAGUAUUAUUGGAAUGGGUGUUGGAGCAGAUGCUGGACUUGAAAAGCUGGGAAUAUUCGUCAAGACAGUAACAGAAGGCGGUGCUGCUCAGCGAGAUGGCAGAAUACAAGUCAAUGACCAGAUUGUGGAAGUGGAUGGAAUCAGCUUGGUGGGUGUUACACAGAAUUUUGCUGCAACAGUUCUCAGAAACACCAAGGGCAAUGUCCGAUUUGUUAUUGGGCGAGAAAAACCGGGACAAGUGAGUGAGGUUGCCCAGUUGAUAAGCCAGACGCUGGAACAAGAGAGGCGCCAGAGAGAGCUGCUUGAACAGCACUAUGCUCAGUACGAUGCUGACGAUGAUGAGACAGGAGACUAUGCCACAGAUGAAGAGGAGGAUGAGGUAGGACCUAUUCUUCCUGGUGGUGACAUGGCCAUUGAAGUCUUUGAGCUGCCUGAGAAUGAGGACAUGUUUUCCCCAUCAGACCUGGACACAAGCAAGCUCAGUCACAAGUUCAAAGAGUUGCAAAUCAAACAUGCGGUUACAGAAGCAGAGAUUCAAAAAUUGAAGACCAAGCUACAAGCAGCAGAAAAUGAGAAAGUGAGGUGGGAACUAGAAAAAACCCAACUCCAGCAGAAUAUAGAAGAGAAUAAAGAAAGAAUGUUGAAGUUGGAGAGCUACUGGAUUGAGGCUCAAACAUUAUGCCACACAGUGAACGAGCAUCUCAAAGAGACUCAAAGCCAGUACCAGGCCUUGGAAAAGAAAUACAACAAGGCAAAGAAACUGAUCAAGGAUUUUCAACAAAAAGAACUUGAUUUCAUCAAAAGACAGGAAGCAGAAAGAAAGAAAAUAGAAGAUUUAGAAAAAGCUCAUCUUGUGGAAGUUCAAGGCCUGCAAGUACGGAUUAGAGAUUUGGAAGCUGAGGUGUUCAGGCUGCUAAAGCAAAAUGGGACUCAAGUGAACAACAACAACAACAUCUUUGAGAGAAGAACAUCUCUUGGCGAAGUCUCUAAAGGAGAUGCCAUGGAGAACAUGGAUGUUAAGCAGACGUCUUGUCAUGAUGGCCUGAGUCAAGACUUUAAUGAAGCAGUUCCAGAGACAGAGCGCCUGGAUUCAAAGGCAUUGAAAACCCGAGCCCAGCUCUCCGUGAAGAACAGACGCCAGAGGCCCUCUAGGACAAGACUCUAUGAUAGUGUCAGUUCAACAGAUGGGGAGGACAGUCUGGAGCGAAAGCCUUCAGACAGUUUCUGUAACCACAUGCAUGUUACCAAAUCACUUCUGCCCAAGGGUUUGCGAACUCCAGAAUCAGGUUCUAGUGCUCCAUCCCUCACUCCAGCGGCUGGCAGUGUGCCCUUCUCACCUGACCUCAUAGCUGAAUUUCAAGAAGGACUGCUGCACUCAGAAAGGGACCCUUCCUCCUCUACUGGGGGAGACACUUCACUCUCCUCACCUUCAAAAUCUGAUCAUGAUAUGGAAGAAUCUCCUCGCCACCGUCAAGCUACCACCAAGAAAAUACUACAAGAAAAAGAUGUUGCCAAAGGUCCCAGGUUACUAAGGGCAUCCAGUUCAUUGGUGGUGCGAGGAGGAAAAAUUAAGCGGAAGUUUGUGGAUCUGGGGGCACCUUUGCGAAGGAAUUCCAACAAGGGAAAGAAAUGGAAGGAAAAAGAGAAAGAAGUCAAUAGGUUUUCUCCAGGUAGCAGGCUCUUCAGAGGCAGGCUGGACCACUGGAAACCGAAGCCAGCCACCACCGCUCAGGCCUCCACUCGCUCAACUGGCCUGCCUUUCUCAUGGUUUAACGAAAGCCGGAAAGGAUCCUAUUCCUUCAAGAACCUGCCUUCGACUACAAGUCCCCUUCAGCCUUCUCCUGAAACUCUAAUUUCAGAUAAAAAGGGGUCCAAGAACUUUACCUUCAACGAUGACUUCAGUCCCAGCAGUACCAGUUCAGCAGACCUGAGCGGCCUGGGAGCAGAACCCAAAGCACCCGGGCUCUCCCAGUCCUUGGUGCUCUCGUCAGAUGAGAGCCUGGAUAUGAUAGAUGACGAGAUCCUUGACGAUGGACAGUCUCCCAAACACAGUCAGUGUCUGAAUCGGGCCGUUCAUGAAUGGAGUGUGCAGCAGGUUUCUCACUGGCUAAUGAGCCUAAAUCUGGAGCAGUAUGUCUCUGAAUUCAGUGCCCAAAACAUCACUGGAGAGCAACUCCUGCAGUUGGAUGGAAAUAAACUAAAGGCUCUUGGCAUGGCUUCGUCCCAGGACCGAGCUGUAGUCAAAAAAAAACUCAAGGAAAUGAAAGUGUCUCUAGAGAAGGCUCGGAAGGCUCAAGAGAAGAUGGAGAAACAAAGAGAAAAGCUGAGGCGGAAGGAACAGGAGCAAAUGCAGAGGAAGUCUAAGAAGACAGAAAAGCUGACAGAGGGGGCUGGUGAGCAGUAAGGCCCCCGGAGAGACGCCGCCACUUCCUCCUGCCCGCUCUCCCCUCGAGGAUGCGGGAGCUGAUGACGGGUAACGUGCUCUAGGCAGACUAGGGAACCGUGCGUUCAGUAACUGCAUUUGCUGCAAUAAUAGAAUACUCUCUUCCUUUUAACCUCCUGAGAUAAUCCCAAGCCACCUUUGGUUUCGUAACAAACCAACGAUCCCAUUUGUGAGAGACACCAAGUAGCGGUGUCUGUCUUCUUUUGUGUUGGGUGGGUGGUGUCACUUGGAAAACCAGCACGAGCCUGCCCAGCAGGAGCACGACGCACCCUGGUGGUGUCAGUGGGGCGCCAUGAAUUUUCAGUCUGGUUGCCUGCAUCUGGCCAGUGGCACACAUCUGUAUGGCCGAGAGCACCACUCUGCCAUGAGAUCUGGGCUGCGGAAUCUCCUCCAGAGUGUGGGGAAAGUGCCCCCUCGUAUCUGUGUCUGGACAGUGAGACAACCCCACUGCGGAAACGUGGGGGCUCUGCCACGUAAUUACCUACCAUGGCAAAAAAACAAGCAAACUGUUCUGCUUGCUGGGCAUCAGGAAGAGAGAAAAGAAUUAGUUAUUUGUUAACCCCAGAAGGAAGCAGAAGCCUUAAGAAUGUGAAUGUGGGUAUUACCUUGGGGUUCUGAGGGUAACAUUUAUCCUCCAGAUUUGGCCAAACAAAGAAAAAUUUAGACAUUAACGCAGCCAUGGGAUAUUGGGAUCUGUUGUUUACUUUGCUACUUCUGCGUGUUCAGUAUUUCAGCAACACUGACACACACAACACAGUUCCUUUUUCCCCCCAACAAAUUGAACAGGAAAUUGGUUUUUAAGGAAACCAACAUUUUCAGGUUUCCUCUCCCGGAGAACAUUCUGGCUGGUCUUCAGCCUUACUGUGACACAAUCAGGAAUUUGUCACAGAUUUUCUACUCAAGAUUUCCCCAGUGGGCUCGGUUAGUGUAUUAACAAAUGUACUUUUAAGAAAAAUAGAAAUACCAGUUAGAGAAAAGUUAGAUUUGACUAACAUUCAACCAGAGAAGCAACUAUGUUCCCGUAAAGGAGAGCUGUCAGUUGCAUUCUAGAGAUGUUUUAAAUGGUUUCCCUGCCCUUCUCUUCCAUUCUUUAGAGAGUUCCACUUCACAAUUGAAGUUUGUUUAAGAUGGUACCCAGGAUACAGUCUAGCAGUGCGGGCAGUUAUACAUAUUUUAAAGCCAGUAUUAAGGAUUUCAGUAUUUCAGCAAAUGAAUUCCAGCGCAGGCGACUGGGGCAGGGGAGAAGAUGGCUUGUUUUUUGGUUGUUGCUGCUGCUGCUGUUUUGCUUUUUAUGCUCACGUAUCUAGUUCUCUUUGCUGCACUGGCUGUAAAAAUGAGGUCAUCCACUUUCCUGGAGAUGAGUUUUAAAAUAAGAGUUGAGGCCAGACAAAUCCCUGGACAAGCAUUUUACUUCCUUUACUCCAUGGGGUGGGGGUGGGGGUCUCUGUCAUUAUCUCCCGCUGGAAAUAUUAUAAAUGCAGAGCUUAGGGGACAGUUUUCGAUGGUUACAAGUAACAGGUGGUGUAAAAGGGCUCCCGCCUAUGUAGCUCCGUCUCAUAUUUUGAACAUUGUGAUUUUUCUUUUUGCUUGUGUAAAUAUUGGAAAUCUGGAAUUGUCUAAACUAGAAAUUUAUAAUCCUUUUCUUUCCCUAAGGCCUGUUUCCUUUACAGUGACAAAGUACUGUCAGUUAGCUUCCCUUCUUUUGUCACUAGGUAUAGAAAUCAUUCAUUCCAUCCUUAGAAACAUCCUUAGAAAGUAACAUUGUGUUUUACAAGGAUCAAAGUCCCUACCUACUUUUUUCUGUCUCCCUUCAUCUGGGGUAUGAUAAACUGCCAUCCUGGAUACUCUGUUAUAUUUUGAGAUGUGUGGUGCUUUGCUGUUUAUUAAUAUCGUAAGAAACAAGGACCGACUCUUAAUGGACUACAAAAUUCAGCAAAUCUUUUUCUAAUACUAACAGACUAAAUUAGUCAAAAUCUAAUUAUGCCAGUGCUUGCUCUUGUAAAUUUUUGCCAUUUUUGCUUAUUUUGGGGGGAAAAAGUCAUCUGGAUCACACUGGAAGUUUCACUGUCUGCAUUUUAAGAGUGGAAAUAGAAGGACGAUUAUCUUUUGUAAAGUUUACACUUUAGGAUUAUUUGAAAAUGGAUGUAUAUACUGGAAAUGUCUAUAGUCUCUCUGCACAUAAUUUAUGAGCUAUUAUAUUGCAUUUUCUUAAAUGGCUUAGAAGUAUUUUUAAUUUUAACUUUGUUUGUACACUUCCAAUGCUGAGAUCAAUGACCAACUGACAAUAUUAUAAAUCAGAUUCUUAUUCGUCAAAUCAUUUAGUUUGUAUUAUAGCUGCUUUGACUUUUUUAAGUUAAAUUAUAGUAAUUUUAGGUCUUAGUUAUUUUAAUUACUAAUUAAAACUGCUGAAAUUGUAAAAGGCACUUGAUUUGAUUGUCCAACAAAGGGUAAGAUGUAAACUGCCUGAGAAGAGGGUAUGAAAACAAAGUGAAGGACCUCAGACCUUGUGAACGUGGUGUUUUCCUGUUAUUUCCUUUCCUGACGCUAGUGCAUGAGGCCUGGCUGAGCGUCUUACACGAUUCCUAUUUUAAUGCUAGUGGUUUUCAGUGUCAUGAACUUUAAGGGCUUUAUAGUUUUUUUUAAUUUACCAGAAGUGGACAAAAAAGGACUAUCUGGUUAUUAUAAGCUGUAUUCCCUAAAUGACAGCUCAGUACAACUCUAACAACAGCCACAAGCAUUUUGGGGAAACAGGUAAUGCUUUGGGGGACAGGGGAUUGGGAUUAUGGUGAGGCCAAGCUGUAGACCAAGAGCAUUGUGUGGGCUGAAUGUCUGGGGCAGGGUGUCCAUGAAAGGACUUGGAUCACUUUAGGUAAGACUAUCUCCCCUCAAGUAUCUCAGAGUUUAUAGGAAAGUUUUCUCCUCCUUUCUUUCCCUGCAUCAGAAGUUGACUGUAGCGUGAUGUGUUUGUUAGGGUAGAAACCUAACUUGACCCAUCCUAACACGCUGAUGGUGUCCACUGUUAGUUUCAUGACCACAAAGCUCUUCUGUGUGCUUCCCCUUCAGCUGGGACUGACGUGGAUUUCCCGCCCUCAGCAUCACGUAAGCAUUUUUAACCCACAACAGUUCAUGACUGCAGUGUGACAGGUGCCAACUCCACACUCUGCUUCUCAGGGGCCCGAAAGGGGAACAGCCCCCUAGUGCUUCUUUGUCCUUGUUGGGAACAAAGGGGCAAGAGGACAAGGGAGAAACCAAAUGGCUGCUUACCUCUCAUCCUGUGGUUACCGCCACCCCGAAAUCUUCAGGUCUCCCAAGGCCCGAGCUGCAGCCCCAAGCUGGGUGGUUGGAUCUAGCACCUUAAAUAGCCUUCAUGGCUUUUGCUGAAGACAGUUGCUUUAAAAUUAUAUUUUAAAAGGGAAAUGAAAAUUCACCUUUAUAUGGUGAUUCUAACUCAUUUGGAAGUGUUAAACGUUGCACAGCCCAAGCCACAGGAGAGGAGGCUCGUGUCUGAGCACAGGAUUCAGGCAGCUUCAAAAGGGAAGUGUCGCGGUGAUGGGGUCUCUCUGCUGCGGAUGUGACACAGCCCCUCGUCACACUGAGAUAGUUCAGAGGUACCAACUUCCACUGGAGUGACUGCAUUUACUGUCCCCACUGGAGCUGCAGCUGAGGGACACUUCAGCUCAUGGACAGCAGCCUGUAGGGUUCACGGCACCUGCUUAAUGCCAAGAAGUCCUCAGUGCUUUCUAAACGAAAAGGUAAAAUGGAAAAGAGAAGCCCAAUUUUUAAACUAUCUUCCCCAGUUUACCUUUAAUCAAGGAUCUACCAAGUACACUGUCCUGAAGCCAAGUAUUUAGGGAGAAAGUCCAGAAAUAAAAUGCCUAUAUUUUCUAUUAGAAUUGUCUUCCUUAUGAUGACGGAGGUGGGGAGUAAAUUCUCGAAAGGAAACAGCGUUGUAAGAAAUGCAUACGCGCUUCAGUGAUUCACUCCUGGAGAGCAGCCUGUGUACACGGGCAGAUCUUAUUUAUAUUUGUCUUAGGCGUUUGAAGUCUCAGGAAAUUUAGUCUCAGCCCAAAACAUUUGGGGAAAAAGUAACACCAGACAGUACACAAGUAGUACUUAAAGCAGCAGCAAAGAACAGGCCCUACCAAGAAGCUGAAGGGCAAAGAAGCAAGCCUACAGAAACAAUGUCCCCUAGAAAACGCCAACAUCAGGUUCUACCUUAUGGAACAAGAGGGUCCUUACGUGCUAGUGGCUGGUGUCUGUGUGGAUGUGCUGGAGAAUGGUGGUAACUUGAAGACUCACAUAUGUGAGUGUGUGGACCAAGUGUGGCAUGGGACCUGCUCCCAGACCUACAAAGUAGGGAAGGAAAGAAACCUGAUGAUCCCCAAGCCUUGGCCCCACUCCAGCCCCAACCUCCGCAUCACUAGGGACUCAAGAAUGAAUAGGUAAGGAGUAAGAGAACAAGAGGCAACUUCCCAAGUAUAUGCAUGCCGUUUGUGUAGAUGUACAGAACUGCAUACGUGUGACUGCAUCUCCCGCCGUACAUACACACACCGCAAUCACAUGGCAUUAAAAAUACGUAUUGUACAUGGGACUUGGUAACGUCAGAUAGGACUCCGAGCAGUAUCAUAGCCUUAUUGCCACUUUGUGUGUGUGUGUACCUUGAAUGGCUCAUGAGAUUUUAAGAAUUUUUUUUUAAUGUAUUUCUACUAAAUGCACUUAUCCUUCUACUUGUUUAUAUAUUUUGGUAAAAUUGAUUUACUAAAUUCUUGGUAUUUUAGUAAGAUGACAUUUCCUCACAUGUUUGGUUAAUGCAUUGAUGUCAAGAUUGCACAUUGCUGAGUGGAAGCUCAGAGUUUAUGCAGCUUUGGGUGUUUUCAACUGCAGACUGCAGUUCCCUUGAAUAAAAAUGGCACUGUGUGUUCUUGUGCAUUUGCGCACAUUCUAAAAUGAUGUAUUUGGUCGCUGUGAUGCUUAAGCCACCAACGACUGGCUCUCUGAUGGCAGUGUUGCCAUCACGUGACCAUUUCUUUACUUCUUUUGUGGAGUGAUGACUGGUUAGGUCAUCACCAAAUACAUCCAAACGGAUGUGAGCAUGAGUAUGUUGUUGGAAGGUGUACACUUCUGUCUCCUUCAGCUACCCGAUUCACACACCCAGGUUUUCUGUCAAGAAUUUAAUCUUUCAUCUGUGAAAGGACAAUUGGCCAAAAAUAAUCAAAUUACCUUAAAAAGUGGGAAUUAAGAGGCACUCCAGGUAGGUAACACCUCCCAACAACAUCAGAUUUAAUUAGUGCUUAGUGAAAACCCUUAAAUAUGUCUGUAUAUGUUUUCCUUAAUAUUUAUUUAUGGUCAUCAUGACUGCUUUUGUACUUUUUAAUGGUGUUGCAAUUAAACCACUGGUACACCUGCUACAGAUCACUAACAAAACUGGCCAGCUAAAAAGAGAAAAAAGAGAGAAUGAAUUCUAUUCCAUUGUUGAGAAGUUGAUUUAUUUUCAUCUCUCUUUAUGUGUCACUAAAGGAAAAGAGUUGUUUGGAAACCAUUUUAAGUCCAGUGAGUAUGGACAGCAUGUUAUCUGAAAAUUUUAAUUUGUACCUUCUGGUGUCUGGUCAUUUGCAUGGAAGAGACAGCAGUGCCUCGUCUGCAUUGUUCUCGUGUGCUUGGUUAGUACGUACUUCUCUAGAUUGUUCUGUUUCAAACAACAUUUCUUACUCUUUGGUUUUCAGAGGCACUCAAAGCAAAACAUCACAGUGGCCCUUUGUUUUCUGACCCAUCUAAAAAUACCUGUGAUUCCAUUUAAUUCGUUAGUGUAAAUAAAUUUCUUGCCAAUGAGUAUUAUUAUUGUUGUUAGACAACGAAUGCAAUAAAAAGAGAAAUACUAAGAUCU
Camelus dromedarius (Arabian camel) is the source of this 10285-nucleotide messenger RNA. RefSeq names its product protein phosphatase 1 regulatory subunit 9A (gene PPP1R9A). Gene Ontology annotation, biological process: calcium-mediated signaling; actin filament organization; neuron projection development. Gene Ontology annotation, molecular function: actin filament binding. NCBI's taxonomy places the organism in Eukaryota, Metazoa, Chordata, Mammalia, Artiodactyla, Camelidae. The transcript has 20 exons. The record is from RefSeq and is a predicted model, not a curated record. The coding region runs from base 415 to 4362 and encodes 1315 amino acids. Gene Ontology annotation, cellular component: actin cytoskeleton; cytoplasm; dendrite.